Molecule: messenger RNA, 1483 nt
Organism: Rhododendron vialii
Lineage: Eukaryota; Viridiplantae; Streptophyta; Magnoliopsida; Ericales; Ericaceae
Product: calcium sensing receptor, chloroplastic
Exons: 7
Coding region: 113-1309 (398 amino acids)
Biological process (GO): de-etiolation; cellular response to calcium ion; regulation of stomatal closure
Source: RefSeq, a predicted model, not a curated record
CAACAAAACCUCCAAAUGCCAGACAGACACAAAAAGACCGUUCAUUUCUCAUCACACAUCUUGCUCAGACAGGCCACCCACUCUAUCUCACUGAGCAGUGGAGGAAACCAUUAUGGUGAUGGCCCUCAGAGCCUCGGCCACCGCAAGACAUCCUCUCCCUCAGCCACUUCCACCACCGCCGCCGCGAUCUCUCUCUCUCUCUAAAAGUACUGCCUCCACAACCCAAUUCAGACCCUCCUCUGUACCACCCUCAAUCACCUCUACCAGUCUCUCCCUCUUUGCUCUCUUUACAGCUCCCCCACAUGAAGCCAAAGCUCUCAGCCUCCCCAAAGAACAGGUUGUCUCGUCUCUUACCCAAGUGGAAAAGACAAUUGAUCAAGCACAGGAAGUGGGUUCGAGUUUUUUCGAUGUGGCACAGCGCAUUUUCCAGGUUGUAGCCGAAACAGUUAAGCCUGGCAUUGAUGUGGCGUUGCCAAUAUUGAAGCAGGGCGGAGAACAGGCGGUGAAGAUCGCUUCUCCAGUUGUUUCAGAAGCUUCAAAGAAAGCUUUAGACGCGAUUGAGAGCUCGGGUUUCGAAACACAGCCUGUUUUAAGUGCUGCUAAGACAGUAGCAGAUGCUGCUCAACAGACCACCACGGUGAUUGAAGCCGCCAAGCCUAUAGCCUCGUCAACAGUUGAAACCAUCUCAUCAACAGAUCCUGUUACAAUAGUAGGGGCUGGUGGAGCUUUAUUCCUUGUGUACCUUCUGUUCCCUCCUAUUUGGUCUGUGGUUUCUUUCAGCCUUCGUGGGUACAAAGGUGAGCUCUCUCCUGCUCAAUCCCUUGAUCUCAUCUCUUCAAGGAAUUAUCUGAUGAUUGAUAUUAGAUCAGAGAAGGACAAGAACAAGGCCGGUAUUCCCCGACUGCCAUCUAGCGCUAAAAAUAGAGUGAUUGCAAUCCCUUUGGAAGAAUUACCAAGCAAGCUAAAAGGCCUCGUCCGAAAUGUAAAGAAAGUAGAAGCUGAAAUAGCGGCUUUGAAGAUUUCAUAUCUGAAGAAAAUAUCCAAAGGGUCCAACAUCGUGAUCAUGGACUCGUUGUCUGAUUCGGCCAAAAUUGUUGCAAGGACACUUACGAGUCUUGGCUUUAAGAACUGUUGGGUUGUGGCCGGUGGGUUCUCGGGAGGAAGGGGAUGGCUACAGAGUCGCUUAGGAGCUGAUUCAUACAGUGUAUCCAUUGCAGAGGUUUUAUCACCAUCUAGGGUCAUUCCUGCUGCGGUCCAACGUUUUGGUACUACUACCUCUGCAAAGCUUCUCCCACGGGGCUCUGAUUAAUAAGUUGGCAUAUUUUUGGAAUUAUUUAACCAAGGCAAUUCAAAUUAAUCAUUUGUGGCCUCUCUAUUUUUGUUCAUGUGGUUGAGAUAGGGAAAAAUAUAUGAAGAGGAGAAACCUUGUUACUCACCAUCUUUACUGUCAAACUUGAAGACAGUGUUCGGUUAAGGGUUAAAA